Hibiscus syriacus is the source of this 884-nucleotide messenger RNA. RefSeq lists its product as uncharacterized. The transcript has 2 exons. Lineage: Eukaryota; Viridiplantae; Streptophyta; Magnoliopsida; Malvales; Malvaceae. The record is from RefSeq and is a predicted model, not a curated record. Bases 49 to 564 code for a protein of 171 amino acids.
UUGUAAAGAAUACUUGUAAAGAAUCCAAGUACAAGGAGAAGAGGAGAAAUGCUGGCAGCUUGGGUUUCUCUGAAGGAGAAUGUCAACUGUGUAUGCAGGCUCACCGAUGUGGUUGGAAAACCAGAGAAAGCCUGUAGGAACUCAAGAAACCAGAACUUAGAGAAACAACUUGUUCAUCAACUCCGAAACCCCUUUCGAGAAGCACUCUUUAGGCCAAUCUAUCCCAAUACACAGAUUUAUGAGCUCCACAUUGGUGAUCCAUCAAGGAACAUAAUCGAGUUGAUCUUUCAUAGAGCAUCAAUGGAUCCUUCAAAGCCAUCGUGGAAGGUCAAAAAGGUUCUAAAAGUGAAGAAUUCCAUAGAAGUUCUCAAAAGGUUCGAGGAUUACAGAGAAAAAGUCAUAGUAAAAUCCAACCAACGACACAAGAGACAUCCAAGGAGCACCACUGAUGGGAACGAGCUGCUACUUUUCUACGGCACCACGACGGCCUGCUGCAGGAAGCCGAGACCGGUGUCCGAGCUUUGCAGGGAGCCGAGUUGUCGAGCGUGUCGGAUUAUUCAUUGAAGAUUCGACAUGGAAUUCACUAGGAAAAAUGGAGUUAGACUGAGCACUUGCAGUGAAGAAGUGAGUGAUAAUAUGGUAUCUUUCAAGUUGAAGAACUUGAGAAGGGCUGUUAUAGUUUGCAGGGUAAUUGCAGGGAGUAUUGCAAAUACCACAGGUGGGGCGUAUGGAGAUUUUGAUUCCAUUGGGCGUGAAGGGCCUCGGUCUAACUUGGAGUAUUUGAUUGUUCAAAAUCCCUCUGCUAUACUACCCUGUUUUGUCAUAGUUUUUAAUUAAUAUGUUCACGUUUAGCCUAAUCCACCCAAUCGAACCAUUUAUUUUUA